AAAGUUGUCUUUUGAAGUACUUUGAGAAAGGAGUGUGUGUAAUGUAAUCAUAAAGUUUACAUAUCCUAAAUUCCUAAUCCCAAACUCGAAAUAAAAUAAACAAACAAAAGAGUAAAGACAAACCCACAAAACUCACAAAAUCCCCUUUUUAAAGCAAUCAAAAAAACCUCUCAAAUUCAAUCAAUCAAUCCCACUUUCUUUUCACGAUCCAUAAUAAUUCCCCUAAAUUCUCGAAUUCUCGCUAUUUUGGGCGACUUUCUUUUUGCAUAAAUGAGGUUUUUAAAAAGGGUUGCUGGAUUUCUAGGGUUUGGGAAGGAUGAAUCUCAUGAAGCUAAAGAAGAUGAUGAUGAUGUUAAUCGUAAUAAUUCUGAUGAUAAUCAUCGCAAUCGGAUGAAUGUGGACCCAAUUCAUGCGGGCCCACGUAAAGGGUUCAGUGUUCCAGUACAAGUUCCUGUUGAACGACCUGUUGUGGGUCCCAUUUUAGUCCCUUGUAAUGGCGAUGGUGGACUUCAGGGUCUUAGGUGGUAUGCAGAGCGUCUGAGAAUAGAUGAAGAUGGGGAUGUAGCAGAUGAAUUUUAUCACGAAGUUUCACCAGAUACACUUGUCGUUCAAGAUCAGCCGAAACCAAUGCCAAGGUUCCAGGUGAAGCGCAAUGUAAGACGUGCAAAAGUGAAUAAUCAGCAAAUGACUCCUGAUGGCAAGUUUCAACAUUUGGUGGAAUGUCAAGGUAGGUUGCAGUGGGUAUAGCAGGUACUAAACAGGGUAUAUGCUCUCACUCGAGAGAGGGAGAGGUGGUGGAUCGGGAUUCGGGGGUAAAAGUAGAGCCUCACAACAAACUGGGUGUAAAUUGCUUUAUUGAAAAAGCAAGAGCUCAAAUGUUGCCAAUAUACUCAGAAGAAAAUCUUUUCCCUGUGCUAUAUUUUGAUGUAAGUUCUUUCUGUCAGGGAGUUUGUGUUUAUAUCAAUAUACAUCCGGCUUUUAACGUGUUCCCAAUCGUAGGCUAGCUGGGCUUGUUGACGAAGUAACAAUGUGCUUAAUACUAUUACGCCAUUUUUUA
This is a messenger RNA of Beta vulgaris subsp. vulgaris (sugar beet), 1057 nucleotides long. RefSeq lists its product as hypothetical. The transcript is spliced from 2 exons. The coding region runs from base 271 to 747 and encodes 158 amino acids. The record is from RefSeq and is a predicted model, not a curated record. Lineage: Eukaryota; Viridiplantae; Streptophyta; Magnoliopsida; Caryophyllales; Amaranthaceae.